AUGACCAAGGACUGGGAAUCUGUUCGAGACAAGAUCAAAAAACUGUCGGUCGACCAAAAGAAAUCUCUCCAGGAUGUGCAAGCUAUUAUGGAGGCGAAGUAUAACUUCAAAGCCUCAACAAGAGCAUAUCGCAUGAGAUUGAAAGAAUGGGGCUAUUUGAGGUAUAAGUCUCGUCAAGGGGCCUCAACUCAAAGAGGGCGAAGCGAAACUCUGGAAGGAGGGGAGGCUGAGGAGAGCGAGGAUGGGAGCGAUCAGAGUGGUGCAGAGAGAGUGGACGCGAGUAUGGUGAAUGGGCUUGGGGUAGAAGAGCAGGUUGUUCCAUCGACACUGGAAGCGUGGAGCCGAGGCUUGAGUGCGGUCAAGGAGAUCUUGAUGACCAUGCUCGACGCUGUCUUAGACGAGGACGCCGAGAGGCUCGGGCCGCUGGCUGAGAAGUAUCCGGAUCUACUGCAGUCCCCCAUUGGUCUCCCAUUCGACACUCCUGACUCUCGCUUCUUCGACCAUCCGGCAAUCCAGAAUAUCGUCCUAUUACAGCACCCUAACCAAACAAUCCUUGACAUCGCGGCUGCUUUACCAUCUGGUGGGGCGCUGUGGGUUCUUAUGGAAAAUGGCGCUAACGGAUCCAUACAUCCGCAGGGCAUAGACCUGGCUCUCUACAAUGCGAUCAGGAACGGGCGAACAUAUACAGUCCAGAGAUUGAUAGAGACCGGCCGAUCAUACCCAAACGGAAAUGCCGUUACGCACUGGCGACCUCUUUUGCAAGCCGCCUCCUGGAAUUAUCCGGAUGUUGUCCGCGUGUUGCUCGACAAGGGAGCGGAUGUGAAUGAAGCUGCUCCGCUCUUGGGCGAAUUGUCGUCCCGAACUGCUCUGCAAGUCGCCCUGCACGUACGGGCUAGAGAGUACGCCGGUCCAGUAAUAAGAGAACGCUCAGAACGGAUUAUAAAAAUGCUGCUGAAUGCUGGUGCUAAUAUUUUCGCUCCUCUGCCAGAGGAUCACCUGAACUCGACGGGCUGGCUCGUGGAACCAUGGCAAAACAGCCCGGCUUGGUUUGCGGAUCUUAGUUCCACUAGCCGGCAGUGUCUCGAAUCCUUUAUUCGCAAAGGUGGGGACCUGCAAACACCGUUUGCGGCUUUCCCCUGCACGGCGCCUAUGGGAAACACACUGAUGCACCAGCUGUUGUGGCAUGCAAGUCCAAAGUUAGCUCGAGCCCUCAUCGACAAUAUGGAUCCGAGGCCGGAGGCAAAUGGGACCGUACUGCAUGAACUUGUGGGAGGCUGUCCAAAUGCAAGCCGACAUCCCUCGGACAUCUUGAGUGACAUAUCCACUCUACUCAGCAGAGGCGCAGAUCCGAACCUGCUGAACGUUCAGGGCGACACUCCAUUGACGGUCUGCCUACAGCUCUGCCCGCCAGUGGAUCUUGUUGCUCGUCUGGCAGCGCUACUGAAAGGAGGUGCUGACCCUGAGCUAGACGCAAAUGGGAUAAAGCCAGCUGUCUAUGCCGCACGCACCUAUGAAGAACCGUUAAGGUUUGAGGUUCUGGAGCUUCUUGUGUCGCACUUUCGAGGCUCCCAUUCUUCCCUUGAUUCUGCCUUGUGGGCUGAUGGCCUAUGGCCCAUAGGCGACGACGUUUCCCUCGGUGACAUUCUGGUGUAUUGCGGCCAGAACCCUGGGAAUGCCAGUUUCGACGUUUCCAUGCAGCGCGUAUUGCCUACCGAUGUCAUUCCGUCCUUCCGCGAUGCUGCUAUCAGUGUUGCGACGAAGAAACUUCUGGCCAAAUAUGAGAAGCUUGUCCUGACAUCCGGAGUUCCAAUGACGGCUUCUCAAAAACAUGAACUACAGCACGUCAUCACCCUACGGCAAUUGAAAAACCUACCCGACUACAAGUUUUCUCAGGAUUUCGUCAUGGCCCUGAUGAGGCCGAACUGGAAUCCAGCUCUUAUCAAAGGGGACGAUAUUCUGAUGACAGACGUAUCCGCACAAGUACCAACACCGUACGGUUUCCAAUCCGGCUCUCCCAUAGGCGUCCCGAUCACGCAGUCACCCGCGGGAUCUGCGGUUGUCUUCCCUUCACUGUCCACGGACACUGCACGCUUCCAUGCUACGCCACCUUCCCACUCCAGUCCUAGUAACUCGUCUGGUGCCACGAACUCCUUCGUGCCUGAUGCGACGUUAGUAAUGUGGCCGGUGAGCAAGAGGACUGUCUUCAAGGAGCUAAAUCCGGCGAAAAUGGUUCGCAGCGACACCUGA
Molecule: messenger RNA, 2247 nt
Organism: Westerdykella ornata
Lineage: Eukaryota; Fungi; Ascomycota; Dothideomycetes; Pleosporales; Sporormiaceae
Product: ankyrin
Exons: 2
Coding region: 1-2247 (748 amino acids)
Molecular function (GO): protein binding
Source: RefSeq, a predicted model, not a curated record